AUGCAGCUCUGGGUCUCUCUCUCACUUCUCCGGCUCUUCACCUUCUGCCAAGAGCUUCGAUCAGAAUUAAGACAAGGGAAGCCCGAAUGUGAGCUUUUUUAUUAUGGCGGUUGUAAUGGCAAUGGCAACAACUUUUUGAGGAAAGAAGCAUGUGAGAAAGCCUGCAACAACACCUGA
Molecule: messenger RNA, 177 nt
Organism: Eubalaena glacialis (North Atlantic right whale)
Lineage: Eukaryota; Metazoa; Chordata; Mammalia; Artiodactyla; Balaenidae
Product: kunitz-type protease inhibitor 3-like
Exons: 2
Coding region: 1-177 (58 amino acids)
Molecular function (GO): serine-type endopeptidase inhibitor activity
Source: RefSeq, a predicted model, not a curated record